Messenger RNA from Capra hircus (goat), 2517 nucleotides. RefSeq names its product centrosomal protein 55 (gene CEP55). Gene Ontology annotation, biological process: regulation of phosphatidylinositol 3-kinase/protein kinase B signal transduction; mitotic cytokinesis. Lineage: Eukaryota; Metazoa; Chordata; Mammalia; Artiodactyla; Bovidae. The transcript has 9 exons. The record is from RefSeq and is a predicted model, not a curated record. The coding region runs from base 222 to 1613 and encodes 463 amino acids.
GGGAGGCGACCGCGGAGGGUGGCGGGGGGGCCAGGACCCGCAGCCUUGAGGCCGGGUGUGACCGCGGGGGAGGCGGGAUCAGUGCGAGAUCGCGCUGGCUGGGAUUCAAUCUCUGCUUACCUUGGAGUCAGUCGCCGUUCCCUGGCGCUCACUUUGUGCCUUUGCCCGGGACGCCGUCGCCGAUUGGAUCCCGGCUUUCAGCUCUGCCCGCACUUUCAGAGAUGACUUCCAGAAAUCCCAAAGAUUUAAUUAAAAGUAAAUGGGGACCAAAGCCUAGUAAUUCCAAAUCAGAAACUGCAUUAGAAAAAUUUAGGGGAGAAAUUGCAGCUUUAAAAACAUCAGUAGAUGAAAUCACAAGUGGAAAAGGAAAGCUGAUUGAUAAAGACAGACACAAACUUUUGGAGAAAAUUCGAGUCCUUGAAGCUGAGAGAGAGAAGAAUGUUUAUCGCCUCACAGAGAAGGACAAAGAAAUACAGCGACUCAGAGACCAGCUGAAAGCCAAGCACAGCACUCCUGCAUUGCUUGAACAGCUGGAAGAGAAAACGAAGGAAGUUGAAAGAAGAGAACAGCUGUUGAAAUCCUUGUCUGAAGAGACAGAUGUGUUGAAGAAACAGUUGUCUGCUACAACUGCAAGGCUUGCUGAACUUGAAGGCAAAGCCAAUUCGCUUCAUCUAUCACAGACUGUGGCUACAAGUUGCUUCAAUUCAUCAAUGAAUAAUAUUCAUGAAAUGGAAGUACAGCUGAAAGAUGCUCUGGAGAAAAAUCAGCAGUGGCUUGUGUAUGAUCAGCAGCGAGAGGUCUACGUGAAAGGACUUCUAGCGAAAAUCUUUGAGUUGGAACAGAAACUGGAAACAGCCCCUCAGACACUCCCGCAGCAGACAAAAAAGACUGAAUCAGAAGGUUAUCUUCAAGAAGAAAAGCAAAAAUAUUAUAACCAUCUCUUGGCAAAUGCGAAAAAAGAUCUUGAGGUGGAACGACAAACCAUAACUCAGCUGAAUUUUGAACUGAGUGAAUUUCGAAGAAAAUAUGAAGAAACCCAAAAAGAAGUGCAAGAUUUAAAUCAACUGUUGUGUUCACAAAGAAAGGCAGAUGUGCAACAUCUGGAAGACGACAGGCAUAAAACAGAGAAAAUACAGAGGCUCAAGGAAGAGAAUGAUCUUGCCAGGGAAAAACUUGAAGAAGAGAAGAAGAGAUCUGAGGAGCUGUUAUCUCAGGUCCAGUUUCUGUACACGUCUCUGAUGAAGCAGCAGGAGGAGCAAACAAGGGUAGCUCUGUUGGAACAACAGAUGCAGGCAUGUACUUUAGACUUUGAAAAUGAAAAACUUGACCGUCAAAAUAUGCAACAUCAAUUGCAUGUAAUUCUUAAGGAGCUCCGCAAAGCAAGAAAUCAAAUAACACAGUUGGAAUCCUUGAAGCAGAUUCGUGAGUUUGCCUUCACAGAGCCAUUAGUCACUUUCCAAAAGGAGUCUGAAAACAGAGGAAAAGGCGCCUUACCAAAAAGUCCCACUGCUGCGUUAAAUGAAAGCCUGGUGGAAUGUCCUAAGUGCAAUAUCCAAUAUCCAGCCACCGAACACCGAGAUCUACUCGUCCACGUUGAAUACUGUUCCAAGUAGCAAUGUGAUUGUUCUUUGUUUUUGUGCCAAAAGAUUCAAUACUGUAUCUUAUGUUAGCUAAUGGACAUUUUGAAUUGCUUAUUUCACCUCACGUCAGAAACUGCCUGUCUACCUUUAAGACUCUAGCAUAGCAGUGAAUUGUUGUGUUUUGUUUUUGUUUUUUUUGCCUGCUUUGCAUUUCCGAGCAUUGAAUGCUGAGACCAUUAACAUUUUGCACUGUUAAAGUACUUGAUGAAGAAAAGAUAGUUCAGGUUAUUGCUUGUAGGUCAAAUCUGUUACACCAACAAGCAAAUAUUUUGUUUUUCGGAUUUUUAAAAAAUCGAAGGCAAUUAACCAGGGAUCUUUAUUGUUAUUAUUUUUUAAUCCAAGCACUUCAUAAGCCUACCAUUCUGACUUUGAUGUCCUUUGUGAAGAGAUGGUGAUGCUUUUUUCUUUUUGUUUAUAUUUCCUUUCUAUGAUAGAGCAGUUAUUAGAAAAGUUGGGCAUUUUCUUCAUCUUUAUUGCUGCUUACUGUUGAAACUGUAGACCUAGCUGUGUUUGAAGCACAAAGCAGAUUCUGUUUAAGGAAUACUCCUUAUAGCCACACAGUGUUUUCUGUGAUGUUAACUGCUAUACCUUUAACUUGAAUUUCAUCAGCACAUGUUAGUUAGCUAAAAUUGUUAAAAUGAAUUUUAACAAAACCACCGAGCCCUCUCUUGAUAUGCAAAUGUUUUAUUUAUUUAUUUUUGGCACUCUUGAAAGCUGGGUGAUGUAAUGAACAGAUAUUUGCUUAUCUGAAUAUUUUUAUACAUGUGUGCAUAAACCAAGAUUUAAAAAAAAAAUUUCUUCAGGUUUUCUAAAAUGCUUAACACUGAGCUACUAUUGGUAAUGUAAAGGAGAAAAGAAUAAAGAGUUAUUUAAUAAA